Chara braunii is the source of this 1058-nucleotide messenger RNA. Lineage: Eukaryota; Viridiplantae; Streptophyta; Charophyceae; Charales; Characeae. The record is from the annotation of a GenBank genome assembly.
AGCGGUUGCACGACUCGUUAUCCGCCAACAUUUUGGUUGCAUCUGCACACAUAUGAGUCCAGAUGCAUUCAAAUCGUUGGCGGCCCCCAGGAAGGUAGUAACCACGUCCCACGCUUCCCGGGCGGAGCGAAGUUCCAGAUCGCCCUCGGCAUUACGCGCAUCCUUUUCAUUUUCAUCGCGUGCUGACGGCAUCGUUUUCCCUGAUCUCUGCUCGACAGUUCUCUCUGCCCCCCUCUCUGCUCUGCGCGCACGGUCGUCGACCGGGGAAGAAACGUUCUCUGUGCCCCCCUCUCUGCUCUGCGCGCACGGUCGUCGACCGCAUUUUCUUCCCCGCCUGUUGAUCGUUUCUCUAGAUCGGAAGGCGGCAUCGCGGGGAGGACGUGGAUAUGGCGAGGGUACAUGUCCUUGCGCCGCGUGGCCAGAGAAACGAGGCAGCUAUGAUGAUCUUCGUCUUCAUCUUCGUAGGUCUCCUGUGUGUUGGCUUCGACGCGGCUUCGGCACGGCUAAGUUGCACCUCCGGAGCUGGCAGCUGCCAAUCUCUUGUCGUUUUCCAUCCACAAUCAAACCGUAAUGUGUCGACGAUCGAGGCAUUGUUCGGAAGGAUAAACGAUUCUGUUACUGAUCCGGGUGACCCUGAGAAAGAGUGGUUCAUUCCUGUGAACUGUUCAUGUGUCAAUGGUACCUAUCUGUCCUUGGUGAACUACACCGUCAAAUCGGGAGACUCUCUGAGCAAGAUCGCGACGUAUUACCAGAACCUGACGACGUGGCCGAAGAUUCAGGAGGCCAGUAAGCUGGAAAGCGCUGACAAUAUCUCUCCUGACGAGCAGCUGACAGUGCCUAUUCCUUGCGGCUGUAUGGCAAAUGCUACCAAUAGUACCUAUGUUACAUACGGCAGACAAGAGGGAGACACAGCGGACUCUAUAGCCGAGGCCAUGAACACCAACGUUAGCCGUGUAGUAAAGGAAGCUAUGGAGGCGGAUGCGAACAACACGGUGCUUGUGUUCCCCCUUCGAUGCGAUUGGAUGUGCUAAUUAUUUUAGUAAAUUUGAUAUUCGUCA